This is a messenger RNA of Symbiodinium necroappetens, 594 nucleotides long. The record is from the annotation of a GenBank genome assembly. Lineage: Eukaryota; Dinophyceae; Suessiales; Symbiodiniaceae.
AUGGGCAACAUUAUCGACAACAACCUUUGUUGCGCUCGCUCCGCGAAGGUCAAGGUGGAACUGGACCGAUUCAAGAACCGCCUCGAAGCUUGCAACAAGAAGCUCGAUGCUUUGGUGCAGGAGGAAAUCAAUGACAUUUUUGGACAAGUUGAUGUAGACGGCAGCCAAGCUCUUGACCUCAAAGAGGCCAAGGCUUUGGUAGGCAAGUUGGAGGAAAGCGGCUUCGAAUUCCCUUCAGACGUCAGCACCUUCGAUCAGGAUGGCGACGGCAACAUAAGCAGAACAGAGGUCUCGCUUGCUGUGCGAGCAGCACUGCGCGAGCGUCCCAAGAAUUUGGAGCUUUUGAGCAGCAAGUGUGAAGAUGUGGAUCUCUUGAGCAGAGAUGCAUGGGACUUGAUUGAUGUCACGAAAGAUGGAUACAUUAGCAUCCCAGAGCUGUCCAUGUUCUACGGAGAUCUCGGGAAGGUCAUGGAUGAGAAGCCUCCGACAUAUCAGGAGCUACUCGAGCUUGCUAAGAAGUACGACACGGACAGCGACAGCGUGCUGACGUACGAAGAGUUUGAGCUGUUUUUUGUCGACUACCUCUGCCGGACU